Cloeon dipterum is the source of this 1100-nucleotide messenger RNA. RefSeq names its product U3 small nucleolar ribonucleoprotein protein IMP4. NCBI's taxonomy places the organism in Eukaryota, Metazoa, Arthropoda, Insecta, Ephemeroptera, Baetidae. The record is from RefSeq and is a predicted model, not a curated record. Gene Ontology annotation, molecular function: snoRNA binding; rRNA primary transcript binding. Gene Ontology annotation, cellular component: small-subunit processome; Mpp10 complex; nucleolus. The coding region runs from base 148 to 1080 and encodes 310 amino acids. Gene Ontology annotation, biological process: rRNA processing. The transcript has 4 exons.
CUCAUGGCGACGUAAACAGAAGCACACAUGCACGUGUUGGAUUGUUCUUUCCAUAGGCUCUUUCGCAUCCGGCUAAGUUUAACCACUUAUAACUCUUAGGGAUUUACAUCAAUUAAUAACUAAACAGACCACUAAAUAAUAAGAACAAUGUUGCGACGGCAGGCACGUUUGCGUCGAGAGUAUUUGUACAGAAAGGCCAAGGAAGAGAAGCAGAGGAGCAUCCAGGACAAAAAGGACAGGCUGAAAAGAAGUUUGGACAACAACUUGCCCAUUGCCACUGAUCUGAAGCGUGAUGCCAUCAGACUGCAGAAGAAAAUCGAGUGGGACGACAAGGGAGCACAAGUUGCCGCAGCUGUGGGUGAUGAGUCUGGUGGGGCUGCAGGCACCCACGAAGAUGAUGAAUACCGUUGGGCUGGUGUUGAGGAUCCCAAGGUCAUGAUCACAACCUCUAGGGAUCCUUCCUCUCGGCUGAAAAUGUUUGUCAAAGAGUUGCGACUAGUAAUCCCAAACUCGCAGAGAAUGAACAGAGGCAACUACGAAAUGAAGCAAUUGAUGCACGCCUGCCGAGCCAACAAUGUCACUGAUUUCAUCGUGGUCCACGAGCACAGGGGUGUUCCUGACGCACUCCUCGUGUGUCACCUCCCCUAUGGACCAACCGCUUAUUUCACUUUAAGUGAUGUGAUCAUGCGGCACGAUGUUCCAGAUAUUGGCACAAUGACGGAACAGUAUCCACACCUUGUAUUCCAUAAUUUCAAAAACAAACUCGGAACUAGAGUCACAAAUAUUCUCAAAUAUCUAUUUCCUGUACCAAAGGAAGAUAGCAAGAGAGUGAUUACUUUUGCCAACCAUGAUGAUUACAUUGCCUUCCGACACCACACUUACACAAGAGACAAGCAAAAUGUGGAGCUCAAAGAGAUUGGGCCUAGAUUCCAGUUGAGAUUGUAUGAAAUCAAAUUAUGCACCCUUGAAAACGAAGGUGCUGCGGACACUGAAUGGGCUCUGAGGCCAUACAUGAACACCGCUGCCAAGAGGCGGUUCCUCUCUGACGAGGAUGGGUGGCAACAAGAGGAUGAUUUUUGAGGAAAAUAAAUAUUUUAUCU